CACGCGCUUUGGCUCCCUCAUUGUUCAAGGUUCGGCGACCGUGGAGGAGCGAGCGCCCUUCGGCCGCUCUGCGCAGGCGCUGCAAAGGGCCCUGUCCCCGAGGUUACGCUUUCAAGACACACCCCCUCCUAAAAGGAAUGACGUCAGGUUAGAGCCCCGGGAAAGGGUCUGGACAUCCCCAAAUCCCGGCGCUUUAGCCUCAUGGGCCUCCGUCCUCGGACCCCAGAGGCGGGGCUUCUCAGCGGCUGACCGACUGCUACCGACUGCGCUGUCCCGUGUGCCGGCUGUUUGCUCGCCAUGCCUCCGCCGCGGGGUGACGUGACCGUCUUAUUCCUGGGGCCUCCGGGCUCGGGAAAGUCUGCUCUGAUCGCAGCGCUGUGCGACAGGGAUGUGGAGACGGUAGAGAUCCCCGACGGACGGCCGGAUUCCGGGCUCCCCAGCCUGAGAGCUGCAGGCCCAGGCCUUUUCCUGGGCGAGCUGAGCUGCCCACCCGCAGCGCCGGGGCCGUGGGCGGCGGAAGCCAACAUGCUGGUAUUGGUGCUGCCCGGCCCCGAGGGGAAUGAGGAACCCUUGGCCCCAGCGCUGGGGGAGGCAGCGCGGGCCGCCCUGGCCCGAGGGACCCCGCUGCUGGCUGUGCGGAACCUCCGUCCCGAGGAGUCACAGCAUGUAGCCCAGGCCCGGGAUCACACCGCAGCCCGGCUGGACAGCGCCGGGUUGGGCGCCGCGGCUCUCUUUGUGCUACAGACCGACUGCCGCAGCAGCGACGGCUGCGAGGAGCUAGAGCGCCUGCGGGCGGCGCUGCGGAGCCAGGCGGAGGCACUGCAGAGGCUCCUGCCACCGGCUCAGGAUGGCUUCGAGGUGCUGGGCGCUGCAGAGUUGGAGGCUGUGCGCGAGGCCUUCGAGACGGGUGGCCUGGAGGCGGCGCUGUCAUGGGUUCGGGCCGGCCUGGAGCGACUGGGCAGCGCGCGCCUGGACCUGGCCGUGGCCGGUAGGGCUGACGUGAGCUUUGUGCUGAACAUGCUACUCGGGUUAGAUCCUGACGACCCAGGUGCGGUGCCUGCUUCGGCGCCCGCGGAGCCCAUGCCCUACCCGGCCCCAGAGCGCCCCAACGUGGUGCUCUGGACCGUGCCUCUGGGCUCCGCGGGCACUGCUGCCGCCCCCCACCCAACCCACUACGACGCUCUCAUCCUCGUCACCCCUGGGCCCCCCACUGAGAAGGACUGGGCCCAAGCCCGGCCCUUGGUGCUACCAGAUACGCCGCUGGUCUGCGUGCGAACAGACGGCGAGGGCGAGGAUCCGGAGUCCCUGGACGAAGAGGAAAAGAGCGGCGAGAGCUUAGAGAACGCAGGCGGAGGGGGGUUUGAGAAUGCACGCAGUGAGGGAAGGGAGAAACGUGGCCCUGGAUCGCAGAAAGCAGGCAGUGGGGAAGGUUCAGAGGACGCAGGCAGCGAGAGUUUGAAGCCGGUUGGCGUCGGCGUGAAGAAACCGGGCAGCGGGGACUCAGAGCGCGCGGCCGCACUGAGCCCAGAGGACGAGACGUGGGAGGUGCUGGAGGAGGCGCCGCCGCCGGUGUUCCCGCUGCGGCCGGGUGGCCUCCCGGGGCUGUGCGAGUGGCUACGGCGUGCGCUACCCCCGGCCCAGGCGGGAGCGCUGCUGCUGGCUCUGCCACCCACGUCUCCCCGCGCGGCCCGGACCAAGGCUGCGGCGCUGCGGGCCGGGGCGUGGCGGCCAGCCCUGUUGGCUAGCCUGGCGGCGGCGGCGGCCCCGGUACCGGGGCUGGGAUGGGCCUGCGACGUGGCGCUCCUGCGAGGUCAGCUGGCCGAGUGGCGGCGGGCGCUGGGGCUCGAACCCGCGGCGCUGGCACGACGCGAGCGCGCGCUGGGCCUGGCGCCGGGGGAGCUGGCCGAGCGGACGCGCUUCCCGGGUCCGGUGACGCGCGCCGAAGUGGAGGCGAGGCUGGGCUCGUGGGCGGGCGAGGGCACCGCCGGGGGCGCGGCGCUGGGCGCGCUCUCCUUCCUCUGGCCGGCGGGCGGCGCGGCGGCCACAGGGGGCCUGGGCUACCGCGCGGCGCACGGCGUCCUGCUGCAGGCGCUCGACGAGAUGCUGGCCGACGCCGAAGCAGUGCUGGCACCGCAGGUGCCCGCGCAGUGAGGGGGGUGUUGAGGACCGGGGCUUCCGGGGUGCCCCGUGUCCCGGCUGCUCGGCUUGGUCAGGGGUUGAGGACUCCAAGUCGCCGUAAGAGGGAGAGGGCGUGGGGAUCCAGACUCUGGCAUGCUAGUAUGGGAUGUCUGGGCUUGUGAGAU
Messenger RNA from Balaenoptera ricei (Rice's whale), 2303 nucleotides. RefSeq names its product immunity related GTPase Q (gene IRGQ). Gene Ontology annotation, molecular function: GTP binding. The record is from RefSeq and is a predicted model, not a curated record. The coding region runs from base 298 to 2151 and encodes 617 amino acids. The transcript has 3 exons. Lineage: Eukaryota; Metazoa; Chordata; Mammalia; Artiodactyla; Balaenopteridae.